AUGAACGGAACAGAGCCAUCAUACGAGCAAAUUCAGGUGACGACAGAGGGAGAAAUUUCUCGUCGUCCAUCAGUGAGUGAAAAUGAGGGCCCUCCGUCCGCCAAUCCCCCUUCUGAGGCAGGAAGCGAUGGCGAAAACAACGCGCACAAGCCCAGCGACCCAUCACAGUCACCAUCAAAUAGACUUAAUGACUGGUUUGUCUGGGAGAUACUAGGGCUGGCAAUAUCAACGGGCGUUUUAAUCGCGCUGGCCGCUGUGCUUGCGCAGUAUAACCGUAACCCACAGCCUAGCUGGCGAUACAUGUCGCUAAACUCUCUCAUUUCCUGGCUGAGCACUAUAUUCCGAGCUGGCAUCGUCAUCUCCAGCAGCGAAGCUUUGGGCCAGUUGAAGUGGAUAUGGUUUGCCCAGAAACGGGAAAGGCCGGUACAGGAGCUUGGUGUGUAUGACUCCGCUACGAGGGGGCCUUACGGGGCGAUAAAGCUUAUAUGGACCUUGAGAGCCAGACACUUUGCCGUCCUGGGCAGUAUUGCAGUUAUCCUGGCCAUCGCGAUUGAUCCCUUUGCGCAGAAUCUCGUCUACUACUACCAGGACAUGGUCGACGACCCUUUUCAACAAGCUCUACUCGCCAGGACAGACAACUAUACUGGUAGUAGCAAUUCCUCAACGAAUAUGCUGGCAGGCUCCGGCGUUGAUGUCGUCCUCAAAGCCAACGUUUACAGCUCCCUCCUAAACAACGAUCCCCAACGGCCUUGGGCAACCUCGCAAUACUCAUGUCCAUCAGGAAACUGCACCUGGGAUCCAGUUGCCGCUUUGGAAGCCCGCGCUCUCUGCGCAGAUGUCACUAGUCUCCUCUCUGGGUCCUGCAUCGAGCCUGAGGAUAACUUUGGCAUCACAAAUUGCACCCUCAGCCUUCCUGGAAAUCAGACAUAG
This is a messenger RNA of Penicillium crustosum, 930 nucleotides long. Its product is annotated as DUF3176 domain-containing protein. Lineage: Eukaryota; Fungi; Ascomycota; Eurotiomycetes; Eurotiales; Aspergillaceae. The coding region runs from base 1 to 930 and encodes 309 amino acids. The record is from RefSeq and is a predicted model, not a curated record. The transcript is spliced from 3 exons.